AUGUCUUACUACAACUACGACAUAAGUCUGUGCAUAAAUAUAGCAGCCAUCCUGUUGCUCUUGGCAUCAGUAUUGACUGCCAAAGAGAUCCAAACAAAACCAUCAACAGCUUCAAAGUCAGCAUCACAGAAGACGACAUCGAAAAUUCCGCACGGAAAACGAGAAGCUCCCGCAAGCUACGGAGCACCAAUGGAAUUUAUAGCUCCAACCAUUUCAGGCUUUACAUAUGGCGCACCGCAGCCUUUGUUCAACGUUCCGCACUACUCGGGCUACAAAUAUUACUCAUCUCCGUACAAAUUCACCCAGCCCACACUGUUUACACCAGCAAACCCGCACGGUUUCAAUUCUUUUGCUGAUACGCCAGUGAAGUACAGCAUCAGUUCGAAGGAGCUUUCCGAGCUUCUCAAGGCGUUACAUUCACCAAAUCCUGCUGUUACCAUUAAAGCAGUUCCAACCGAAGGCAGUUGGGACAACUCGUUUGGUUACGACUCGUUUGCCCAUUUUAAACCAGCAAUGCUAGCGUCGUACGGGAUUCCACCAACUUCUCCAGUGAACACAUAUCUACCACCUAGUUAUGGCCCUGCUCCAAGUGCUUAUCAAGAACCAAAUUACGCUCCCGGAAAUAAAGGAUUUCGACACUAUGCAUCGUCAGGAAAUUCACACAUACCGGAUAUAUACUCCGGCAACAAGUAUAUUUCUUCCAUCAAACCUUUAACCGUACACGCGCCCGCACAGCCGGUCUCCCAAUUGCACACCUCGAUUCACACCCCGAAGCCCUUCAAACCUUCCACUUACCUUGGAUCAAGCAAUGAAGCCUCGGACUACAUCCACAGCCAACCGGCCACCUCAUCUUCCUUCCACAACACGUUCCUAGCCCCGUCCCUCCAGUAUCUACCACCGCCAAAAGUUCAAAAUAAAAUAACCUACGAGCAACCCUCCAAAUCCUAUUUGCCCCCUUCGGCUCCACCGAAACCAGCCGGAGGAUACCUUCCUCCGAAGCCAUCAAACACCUACCUUCCGGCCGGUCAGAGCAAUCACAAUUACAUCCCGCUAGCGUCGCAUGAGAACGGCAAACACGGUCUGACCUUUAAUCACCACAGUCACGAAACUUCCAAUGAAUCCUACGAAUCCUACGGUGGAUCGGCAUCCGCUUCCGUCGUCAGUUCAACAGCUAAGCCCCAUCAUCCGUGGCAACCGUAA
Messenger RNA from Sabethes cyaneus, 1200 nucleotides. RefSeq lists its product as uncharacterized. The transcript has 2 exons. NCBI's taxonomy places the organism in Eukaryota, Metazoa, Arthropoda, Insecta, Diptera, Culicidae. The record is from RefSeq and is a predicted model, not a curated record. The coding region runs from base 1 to 1200 and encodes 399 amino acids.